Kwoniella shivajii is the source of this 2565-nucleotide messenger RNA. RefSeq lists its product as uncharacterized. The coding region runs from base 1 to 2565 and encodes 854 amino acids. The transcript is spliced from 2 exons. NCBI's taxonomy places the organism in Eukaryota, Fungi, Basidiomycota, Tremellomycetes, Tremellales, Cryptococcaceae. The record is from RefSeq and is a predicted model, not a curated record.
AUGCCAGGAGGAAUAUCAUCCCCUAGUGGACCUUCUUCACCAUUUUAUUCUGCACCACCAAUGUCGGCCACUAUGUCUAGCUCGACCUCCAAGGGGUCGUCUCUCUUUGCAGAAGAUUACUCGCUCUCCUCACCAGCUUCUGGAGGCAGCAGUUCACCCGUCAAUGAUGCAGGACCAACUCCACGAGCUUCAAUCAUUGGGCAAGACCUCGCCCAGUCAAUAAACAUUGCUUUCCCAGCCAAACUCAAUGUUGGGCUUCCAGCUUCCGUCUCUCCAGGAAAUCACACUCUUCUCCCUACUCCUCCCACUUCCCCAAGGCGUGUUGACAACUUCACGGCUCCUCCAGCUCAUAUUCUCAGAACCAAGCCCAGCUUUAACACCAUGGACCCAUUAGACGAAGUUCCUUCGCCCAAACCUACUCCAUCAUCAAGUGUUACCACAAAAGGUCAGAAAGGAUAUCACACAUAUGAGGCUUGUAUGGAGGGUGCUCUUGGACAUGACACGAAAUCUGCUUCGUACAAAGUCGGUACUGAGAAAUCCUAUCAUCACUUGAAUCGAGCCAGUGAGCUUUUCCAGCUGGCAAUCGACAUUCGUCCUCAAGAUAAAAAAGCCAUGUUGGGAAGAUCAAAGGUGCUCAUUAAUCUGGCAUCAAAUUAUCAACCUCCACGUGUGGCCACUGUCUCACUACGAGAUGCCGUCACCACUUUACGGGACUUGGUCAAAUUAGCUCCGUUAUCCCUCACGGCCAGAGAGACUUUAGGUCAAGCUUGUGGAUUACUCGCCAGCACCUUAUUCGAGUUAGACGAUAACAUCGAGGAUGAAAAGGCUGUGUGGGAUGGAGAGAUUGGUCAAUUAGCUAGAGAGGCGUUACAAGCUUUGGAAGAUGUAGCAGGAGAUAAAAUGGAUAGAAUGAGAGAGUUAGGUCCUAAUGAAGCUGCUCAACAAAGUCCAGUAAUGGCAGAGAUGUUUUUAUCAUUAUCCUCCGCUGCUGUAUUUGUGUCAUCUAUUUCCAUCGAACUCAACUUGGUUGAUCUCCAUAUAGAAUUGGCCGAACAAGCUCUCGAUCAAGCUUCAAACAUGGCUACCGUAGCUGCAGCAGCUCGAGUCAAAUCUUCCACCUCAUCUGCCAACCUCAUCACCCGUGUUCAACUUGCCUCAGGCGCUUCUUCCCUCGAACGACUCCGACAUACCUUCCACUUGGGUGUGGAUUUGGAUGAAGACGAUUUCAGAGCGUUGAUCCAGGAUAUGACGAUGCUUGCUACAGAAUGUCGAGAAAGAGCUGCAAAACUCAAGGGUAGCAAAGCAGCAGCUGCUGCGACUUUGGCUUGGGACGCAAUCAAACAGCUUGGUGACGCCAAAACCCUAUACGCCAACUUACUUCGACUGGUAUGGCGAAAACGUGGACCCAGAAGAAGAAGUACAUCCAAGCCAAUCGCUACCACACCUCGAAGAAUGAGCACCCGAAAUGGCAGUUUGGAUGCACCGACAAUUCAAGAGGAAGACGAGGAGGAAGAGGGGGGUACACCAAGAAAGGAUUCUGACCCUAAGAGUUUAGGAGGCCGAAGAGAAUCAGCGUCAUCUACAGGAUCAAGAGGCCAAGGAAGUAGAAAAGGGUCGAUCUUGGGUGCUGUUUCAGAGGAUGUAGAAGUCUCAAACUUCCAUCAAGCCAGAGGCAGGAAUUCAAGAAGUUCCAUUUCCAUUCCUCAGACAGGUAGAAGAGGUUCUUGGUUACCCACUCCAACUGAAUCUGGAGCACCUGGACGUGCACGAAGAAGGUCUUCUGUUGGAUUUGGCAUAUCACCCCCAACCGCGAGUCCCGAACCUCGAUCUAGGAGAAUAUCUUCCAUUGGUGGUGGUGGUCCUUUGGUUGGUCCAGAUGGCGUCUCAGCUUGGGCCAGAAAAGCCUCUGUCAUAUCCCUUGGAACAGAAGAUGAAGCUCAAGGCCUGGUACCUUCUUCCGAAUUAGCAAGAUCAGCUUGGCAAUUACUCGAAGGCGGUGUUAAACAGUACAAACUCGCUCUCUCAGUGUUGAAUGGAUCAGAUCUACCAAAUGCUCAACUAGCCAAAGCCAAGAACGAAACUCUCACUGCCAUCGCUUACUCCUCACUCUUCAUGGCAUCUUUAGCGCCUCGACUCACUAUUGCCGCUGAAAAGAAAACAUCACUCCUUGUUACCUCUGAAGUAUACUCAACAUGGGCAGCUCGAGAAGUAGGUUGGUCAUUCUUGAUCGAAGGUACACAAGCUGCUCAAUUGGCCGAUCGAAGGACGAACUCUUGGAGAGCAGAUGAAGCUGGUAAAAGAGCAGUAAUGUUCCUGGUCAGAGUAUGGUGGUUAAGAGCUGUCACUACUGAAUCCAUGGAUGUAAACACCAAAACCGCCGCUAAAGAUGCGGUCGAAACGGUUAUAAGACGAAUGAAAGACAAAGAAGGUGCCACUUCAGGUGAUGUCGCAAGAAUGAGAUACUGGUUGAGUAAACAGGAAGGUGAAAUGGAUAACGCCGAAGCGCUGUUCUGGAGAAGUACAGCUAGGAUAUUGAGAGGUGGUUCAGGUUUCGUAAUGUCAUAG